Messenger RNA from Osmerus eperlanus (European smelt), 3238 nucleotides. It is a transcript of the gene tbc1d24, whose product is annotated as TBC1 domain family, member 24. Gene Ontology annotation, biological process: response to oxidative stress. The transcript has 8 exons. NCBI's taxonomy places the organism in Eukaryota, Metazoa, Chordata, Actinopteri, Osmeriformes, Osmeridae. Gene Ontology annotation, cellular component: nucleus. Bases 290 to 2023 code for a protein of 577 amino acids. The record is from RefSeq and is a predicted model, not a curated record.
CUCUUAACUCUCAAAAGAGACAAGCUGAAGUAGCUAAACUGAUGGAUCUUCUUGCCAGCACUACGCACUGACAGGACAGGAGAUUGCGCAUGUGCAAGGUGAGGAAAUGAAAAUGAAUGCAGCCAAUACAUCUCAAGACAUAUUCUGAACAGGGAACAGCAUGGGUGGUUGAGUACUACACCACUAAGUCUUUUCUUGUGAAGAGGACAGAAGGCUUAGUUCUACCCUGGACCAGACCCCUGCUCUAUCCACCACAGCAUCCAGGGCCCCCCAUCUAGAAGCUUCCACCAUGACCGAGAAUGACUAUGGCAGCUUUGUGGACUGGAACCAGAUGGGUGACCUGGCCACCCCCAGCGGUCCCUCCAAUGUAGACUGCAAGGACCUGAAGGUGUUCAAGCAGAUGGCCAGAUCGGGCCACUGGGCCAAGAACCACAACCUCCGUGCCCAGGUCUACCAGCAGCUCAUCAAGGCCAUCCCCUGUCGCACCGUCACCCCGGACGCCGAGGUGUACCGUGACCUGAUGGGCGACGCUCUCUCCAAGAAACCCUCCUCCACCAUCCCGCUGCCGGAGUUUGUGGAUGGCAACCUGGUGCCGCACUACUCCCUCAAGACGGAAGCAGUGGCAUCCGUGCAUCGGAUCAUUUCCUGUCUCGCCGGCCAGUUCCCAGACAUCUCCCACUGCCCCGCCCUGCCCGCCAUGACGGCGCUCCUGCUGCAUUUCAGUGCCGACGAGGCCCAGUGUUUCGAGCACAUCAGCCGACUCCUGGCCUGCAACGAGCCUGGCCGCCGCUUAAUGGACCAGACUUUCCUGGCUUACGAGUCCAGCUGCAUGACCUUCGGUGACCUCGCCAACAAGUACUGCCCGGCGGCCCACAAGCUAAUCGUCGUGACCGCCCAGGACGUUCUAGAGGUCUACUCUGACUGGCAGCGCUGGAUUCUGGGGGACCUGCCCUUCGCCCACGUGGCAAGAGUCCUGGAUGUGUUCCUGGUGGAGGGCUACAAGGUCCUGUACAGAGUGGCCCUGGCCCUGCUCAAGUUCUACCGUAAGCAGAAGGCCGGGGCCCAGCCAGCCGGGGGCCAAGCGCAGGACUCUGCGGGGGUCCGGGACGACAUCCAGACUUUCGUCAAGGGGAUCGGCUCCGUGGUGACCCCCGACAAGCUCCUGGAAAAGGCCUUCUCCAUCCGCCUCUUCAGCCGCAAGGAGAUCACCCUGCUGCAGCUGACCAACGAGAAGUCCCUGCAGCAGAAGGGCAUCACCGUCAAACAGAAGAGACGGAACGUACAGCUGGCGCUGAACCCAGACACCUUCUCCUCGGAGAUUGUCAGCACCAAGGAGAUGCACGACAUCUGGUCGUGGAUCCCUGAGCGCUUCGCGCUGUGCCAGCCGCAGCUCCUGUUCACCACCUCCAACCACGGCUGCAGCCUCAACAGGUUCUACUCUCACUGCGAAGGUUAUGAACCCACUCUGAUGCUCAUCAGGACCACUGACCAUGAUGUGUGUGGAGCUUUCCUUUCUACUGACUGGGAGGAGCGCAAGAGAGGAGGAAACAAACUAAGCUUCUUUGGGACAGGGGAAUGCUUCGUCUUUAGGCUGAAGCCAGAGAUGGAGAGGUAUGAGUGGGUUGUGAUUCGCCAUCCCGAGCUAGUCUCUUCCAUAAAGCCCCCGGCCCCAGGCGAGGACCCGGAACAGCCCCAGGACGAGGCUUCCUCCCAGGGACACAACUCUGAAGGCAACUCCCUCCCCGUGGAGAGACAGGCCGCAGACCCCUCGGAGCGCCUGUCGCCCUUCCUCUCCGCCCGCCACUUCAACCUUAACUCCAGGAACACCUCGAUGUUCAUGGCCGGCAACUUUGACUCCAUCAUCGUGGGGGGAGGCGACGGUAAUGCCCUCUACAUCGACUCUGAGCUGAACCACGGACGAACGGGCCGAUGCAGCACUUUCGACAACCCACCGCUGUGUGCAGAGAGCUUCCAGGUCGCCCUGCUGGAGGUGUGGGGCUUUCAGGACUCCAUGGCCUCUUAAUGGGACACACACACACCUUCAGAUAGAUGCCCUCCGGCAGACAUUCAAAUGCAGAUGCUUAUCCGUCCUUGCAGGGGUUUGGUUUGAGGAAGUAACCUUGAAUAUUAUGAUCAAACCAUUUCAAUGAGUCUAUAUACUUAAAUGUUCAUUAUUUUUUUAUUUAUUGAUGCAAAAAUAGUAUCAUUAUCGCAACAAUAUCAGUCAGCAGACUUCUUUUUUUCACUGAUUUUUAACUAUGCUGCAUUAUUAUAUUUUUGUUGACUUUUGAGGGGUUUGGGUAUAUCAAAAACAAUUUGCUAAAGAUCUCAAGUCUCUCAACAAGAACAAAUGCUUGGCUGACACCCAUUUUAGCUGUCCUGAAGCGCUCCGGUUUGUGCAUGCUUUUGUUCCUACCCAGAAAUCUUUCGUGUUAUUCUUGCGUUAAAUGCACUAGCGCUGAACUAGACGAUACAGGCGUACAUUUUCCUUCACCCGUCAUCUGUGCAAUGUUGUUAAACUCCAACUGCCAAAUCCUUAAAUAGCAGUUUCCUUUAUUUAUAAAAAAAAAUAUUGUGCAACUUUCCCACUCGUGUCCAUAAACUGUUGUAUGUGAAGUGUCUCUUUGGAGAAGAUGAGUGUUUUUUUGAAUGAAACUAGUAUCUGAAUGCAGUCAAGACAAGUUGUGCCAGAUUGUGCAAAAUCUUUAUCUUUGUCAUAGACCAGUUUGUGCUUUUUCUCUCAUGCAUAUCUGGUUCAUAUGUGUGCUUAAUAUCAGAUACAUGUGGUGCUGUUAGAAGAUUCAUGUGUUGUCAAUGUAAAAUGUUUGAUAUGUAAUGUCCCCUGCUUUCUCACCAACUUAACAUUCUGUUUUAGAGUGGUACAAUUGAAAAAUAAGCGUCCAAUAUGUGCACAUUGUUCUUUUAUUUAUAUAUAUUUUUAAUUGCUUGGAUGGGUGUUAUCAGGUGAGCUGAAGAACAAAUGUUGUCAAUGGUUUCAGUUGACUGUCAGUGGUGAAUUUGUGUAAAGUAAUGCAGUAUUUCUCUAUGUUUAUCCGUCCCUUGAGCUUUCAAACAAUAUCAUAAGUCCUGAAUAUGGACUGUCUUGAAGACACCUUUGAUUAUAUCAUUGAAUGUAUGUGGUGGAAGUCAAAUGACUUCUCUAGUGAAGUGUUGGUUGUGAAUCUACAGUUGUAUCAUCAAUGUGAAAGUACAGUUAUACACCAAGAGACUUGACUCA